AUGUCACAACUGCAGAAAAUUGACUUGAAUGCGCUUCCACCACAGCAAUUGGUUGAGUUUCGAAAAAACAUUGACCAAGAAAUUGCCCAUUUCACACAAUCCCUUCAGGCAUUACAAACAGCACAGUCUAAGCUUAAAGAUUGUAUAUCAAGCAUAAACAACUUGGAAAAAUCCAAGGAUAAUGACGACAUGCUAGUGCCAUUGACCAGCUCGCUCUACAUCCCUGGCAAAUCGGUUUCCAAGCAGGAUUACUUGGUUGAUAUCGGUACAGGUUACUACGUUGAGAAGAAUGCCGAAGAUGCAAGAAAAGUGUAUGAUAAAAAGAUAAAGAAACUAGAUGAAGACGGCAAGAAAUUGAAAGAUAUACUCGUGCAAAAGAAUGAAAUCUUGAAUGGAAUCAACUUAAUUUUGAGAAGGAAAGUUAUCGAGAUGGAGAAACAACAAGAAGGGCAAAAAUAA
Lodderomyces elongisporus is the source of this 459-nucleotide messenger RNA. It is a transcript of the gene GIM5, whose product is annotated as Gim5p. The record is from RefSeq and is a predicted model, not a curated record. The transcript has a single exon. Gene Ontology annotation, biological process: RNA polymerase I assembly; RNA polymerase II core complex assembly; protein folding. Gene Ontology annotation, cellular component: cytoplasm; prefoldin complex. The coding region runs from base 1 to 459 and encodes 152 amino acids. NCBI's taxonomy places the organism in Eukaryota, Fungi, Ascomycota, Pichiomycetes, Serinales, Debaryomycetaceae.